This is a messenger RNA of Episyrphus balteatus (marmalade hoverfly), 1219 nucleotides long. RefSeq lists its product as uncharacterized. The record is from RefSeq and is a predicted model, not a curated record. Lineage: Eukaryota; Metazoa; Arthropoda; Insecta; Diptera; Syrphidae. Bases 467 to 925 code for a protein of 152 amino acids. The transcript is spliced from 5 exons.
UAAAACUUUGAAACAAACUAGGUCUAAACAGUUUAUUUUUAAAGAUGAGUUGAACUUAAAAAUAAAAUUUCAAAAUACUCAGACCAAUUACAAUUAUAAAAUUCGUGUCGUAUCGUCUUCAAGCGUUUCGCUUCAAGAUAAAAGCAAUUUUUAAAUUUUAUUUCGUACCAACUCGUUUUUAGUAAAAGUGGUUGAUGGUGAAUUAGAUAGAGCCGAAACUGAGUGAACAAUAUCAGCAAUAUUCUUCAUAACUAUCAAUGCCCAAAUUAUCAACGCAGCCAUUUGGUCAAAUUAUGCCAGCGAAGAAAAAUGUAGUGGACCUUCAGGACUGAAAUAUUUAUCAGGUGAUGCACUAAGAGAUUCACCAAACUGCGUGGGACCAAACAAUGCCCCGUAUCCUAGUGCAGCUGUUGCGAGGACAUUUUCAAACUGGAAUGGAAAUUCAAGAAGAGGAAGACAAAACAAAAUGCCAACUACACUUGAUCCAGCAAUUACAACAAGUGCUCUCCUGAAAGCCUAUGAUCAUGCUAAUAAUGAGGACGAGCUUCCCAGUGGUCGAUAUGGUCGAGCAAUCAACGAUUCACCAUCAUCACAAUGCAGGGGUACACCAGCCCGUCUAUGUAAAACACGCUACAACACUACAGCUCCAAUGUACGGUGUAAGUCUUACAUCAGGUCAACCAGUUACCAUUGUCCAAAAGUUCCCAGAUCUUUUGCAGCAAGUUGUCUUCGAAGUAUGCGAAUCAUCUGAAUGUGAUGUGGUUCGUGGAGAAUGCACACAAACGUAUGUCCCCUAUUUGUUCUUAGUGAUUCCUCUGGGUCCCGUAACACUGACAGGUCAGGAUUAUGUGUUAGUUGAAAGUGGAUGUGUUUGCAAACCUAAAUACUCAACGGGAGCACCACAAGAACCAAAUAUGAUACCAUAGUUUUCUUAGGACAUAAGCUUAAUUUAUUUGUUUGUUUAAAAAUUAAAAUUAAACAGAGGUCCAUAUUAUUAUAUUUAUUUCUUGCUUAUCAGAAAAAAAAAAAAAAAAUCAAAAACACCAAAUUGACAAACUGAUUUCGAUUCCAGUGCGCAUUUUGUGUAAAAUUUAAAUGCAACAUUCAUAUUAUGUCUCACUGUCACAUUUUCUCUGUCAUACAAACGGUCAUUAAGACUGAAAAUUUAAAUUUAUCAAUUAGGAUGGAAUUUUAAUGAAAACAAAAAAUUAAAGGCAUAA